AUGAAAGCUACUGUUUCUGCACCGGUCGAAGAUGAGGUAUUUCUAAUUCUUUUUCUGAUUAUUGUGGCGUUGGUGGUCGCCCUGCUGCUACUUUUUGGCGCAUAUCGUGGUAUCCGAAAUUUGCUUGGACAUGGUGGUUAUCAUAUCAGCGAUGAAGGUUUGCUGAACAGUUCUGGAAAAAUUAGAAGAUAG
Messenger RNA from Gongylonema pulchrum, 192 nucleotides. The record is from the annotation of a GenBank genome assembly. NCBI's taxonomy places the organism in Eukaryota, Metazoa, Nematoda, Chromadorea, Rhabditida, Gongylonematidae.